Messenger RNA from Sorex araneus (European shrew), 465 nucleotides. RefSeq names its product crystallin alpha A (gene CRYAA). Lineage: Eukaryota; Metazoa; Chordata; Mammalia; Eulipotyphla; Soricidae. Gene Ontology annotation, molecular function: protein folding chaperone. The transcript has 3 exons. Bases 1 to 465 code for a protein of 154 amino acids. The record is from RefSeq and is a predicted model, not a curated record. Gene Ontology annotation, biological process: lens development in camera-type eye; response to heat; protein refolding.
AUGGACGUGGUCAUCCAGCACCCCGGGCUGCGGCGCGUGUGGGGCCCGGUGCCCCCUGGCCAGCUGCUGGAGCUGCUGGGGCCUCGGGACGAGCCCCUCCCCUGGGCCCUGCUCCGCCUGGCGCUGCUCUCCGGCAUGUCCGAGGUGCGGAGCGAGCCGGGCCGGUUCUCCAUGUCCCUGGACGUGCGGCACUUCCUCCCCGAGGAGCUGGCCGUGCGGGUGUGGGGAGGCUUCCUGGAGAUCCAGGGGCGCCACGGAGAGAGGCAGGACGCCCACGGCUGCAUUUCCAGAGAGUUCCGCCGCCGCUACCAGCUGCCCCCGGAUGUGGACCAGACAGCCCUGACCUGCUCCCUGGCCCCCGACGGGACGCUGACCUGCUCAGGGCCCAAGGUGCCCAGUGAGGCCGCGGGCACCGUCCUGGGGCCGGCCCCUGCGUGGCAGGAGACGCCCAGCCCCACGCCCUGA